AACGUCACACGAAGCUGUGAGCACGUUUAUAUGAAAAACGAGAGGACUGCUGGCAGGUAGAGAGGCGCCGGAGCUCGCGCGGAGCCUCGUUCACAUGCGGGAUUUCUACAGCAGCUUCCGUCUGGUUACAGAGCUCUUGCUGAUGGAGAUAUAGAGAAGCAGAAGCAAGGCUAGUUUUAUUUUUCCUGACAGAAAUCAGGGCGGGAGCCGCUGUCUCUCCGACGAUGUUUCCUUUCCUAUUCCAGCGGCGUUGAACUCAGCUGAGGAAAAAUAAAUGUUCUGACUUUCUUCUCCUCUCCUUACGAAGGAUUUCAAAGGCCAAAAUCUGAACAGCACGUGUACAGUAGGCUACUGACAUUAACGACAUGAGUUAUGACUAUAUAGGCUAGUAGCUUUCCUGUAUGCAGCCUGCUGUCUGUGUGUUUCAAAAACAUCCAGAGGAAAACGCCUAUGCUUUAUUGACCAAAGCUGAAACAUCAUGAAAACAAGGUUUGGACCAAAAUGACCGAUGGAGAGACAUAGCUUGUUUGCAUGGAGGCUGCUGUGGACAGACUGUAACAAAAUAACCACAGUCUGAGGUAACAUAAAGAGAGGAAAUAAAUAAGCCACGUUUCACAACCGAAUUCCAGAUAAUGAAACUAGAAAACUACAAAUGGAUGAGAAGGAGUUAUCAUCAGCUGCAUUUGAAUCCUGGAAACCACCACAGACUAACUCGAUGUGUGUGAGACGAGGAAUGAAUUUUGUUGUGUUGUUUUUGUGCUUCAUCAAUGGAUUUGGCUGUUAGCACAGCCCUGCGUGGCAGCAGUGGCAGCAACUAUACAGCUGACACCUCGGGUCCAAGCUUCACUAACCAGCUGGGCACUGCCUCACCUGUUGUGCCAAGGGUUGUUUCCAUAGUGACCAGUUUAGUGACCGCCACCACAGAGGCCACAGUAGGAGCCACAGGAAACAUAUCGGCGUUCAGAGACCAAAGAGGGAGCGAGCACAGUCAAAUCCAUCAGGCGCCGACACCGUCUGUGCUGAGCGCCGCUGAGAGUAACUCUGUCCUGCAGGGCAUCACGGUGGCAGCUCAGGCCCUGGUACUCCUCUCCAUCUUCCUCCUCUCCAGCCUUGGUAACUCAGCGGUCGUCAUCGUCAUCAUCAAACACAGACAGCUUCGAACGGUGACCAACGCUUUCAUCAUGUCGCUGUCGUUGUCUGACUUCCUCACAGCUGUUCUGUGUCUGCCAUUCUCCUUCGUCAUGCUCUUCAGUAAGGACGGUAUCUGGAUGUUCGGGGAUCAUUUCUGUGUGGCCAAUGGCUUUUUCAACACCUGCUUUGGUAUCAUCUCCACCCUGACUAUGACGUUGAUCUCCUUUGACAGGUACUACGCCAUAGUCAGACAGCCACAGGCUAAAAUAGGGCGCCAGAAAGCAACUCAGUUGUUGAUAGCUGUCUGGUUAACUGCAGUCAUUUUCUCUCUGCCUUGGUAUCUGUUGGUCCAAACACCUACAGACAUCCAUAAGCGAGGUUUCUACCACUGUAUGUAUGUGUUCCACUCUGGGACCUCACACAUGGGGACGGCUUACAGCAUCUGCCUUAUUGUUGUAUGUUAUUUACUGCCCUUCUCCCUUAUGUGUUUUUGUCAUUAUAACAUCUGUAAGACAGUUCGGCUCUCUGAAAUCCGAGUCAGGCCGGUGACCACAUACGCAUACUUACUGCGAUUUUACAGUGAAAUGCGAACAGCCACCACAGUUCUGAUUAUGAUUGUUUUCAUAAUUUUUUGUUGGGGGCCAUAUUGUUUAAUGGGGUUGGUGACAGCAAUGGGGGACUACACGUUCAACCCUGCAAUGGACACGGUGGCCAUCUGGCUAGCCUGGGCAAACGGAGCUAUCAACCCUCUGAUCUACGCCCUGAGGAACCCCAAUAUAUGUAUGUUACUGGGGCGGAGCAGAGAGGAGGGCUAUCGGACCAGAAAUAUUGCUGCGUACCUCUCCAGCCAAACCCAGAACCGUGAGAUUCGGCUUAACCAAGCAGAGAGGAUAAGGGACCGCUACGUGAGUCGUGUAGGGGUGAAUCAUAACAGCCGGCUGUCAAGUUCAAGUCCUGGAAAAGGAGGAGGGGGAGAGGUGGCAAUGUGGGCCUGUAAAAACCCUGCUGUGUUCUUCUGCAGGGAUGCCCAGCCUGACACUGCAACGCCACCUAACUCUGUCAGCGCUCCAAAGAUGAAGACAGCUGACACCAGUCUGUGACAUUUCUGAAUUCUUAACCAUCUAUAAUGAUUGGUUUCAUCUCAUCUGUGUUCGUUGUUGUGGAUCUGGAGAUUGCUCUCACCAGUUUGUGACAUUUUUGGAAAUACCUCAUAGUAUUUAUGUCUCUUAAGAUCACAGACUCUCAAAAAUGUGUACGAUUCAAACCCCCACUUAAUCAGAUUUUGUUCCAGGAAUCAAAAGGGUCACAUGAGUUGUUCAUAUACUACUACAUUACAGAACUGUUUACACUAUGUGGGAAGACAGAAGUUAUGAUGGUGAAAACUAGAUUUAAACAGCUGUUGUACAAUAGCUAAUGACUGAGUUUAAUGAAAUUCCUUCCUGAUUUUGGAGGACACCAUGAAGUCCUCUCAAGGAUCCAUUGGACCACCUAAAGGACCUCUGGAAUCCCCUCAGUGAUUAAGCAUGGAAGGGGAUGCAAAACAUAUCUGCAGAAAACCAUGACAAGUUUGUGCUUGUGCUACAAAGGUCUUCAUGUCAAAUAUAAUUUCAUAUGUACUGUAAAUGCAGCAUGUGGAUUUCGAAAAGGAUCUAGUAUUUCCUUAAUCCUAAACCUUCCAUGCUUAAAACAUAUAUGUACUGUACAUGUCAUUUUCAGACUGUUUCCGACUGACACCAUCUGUCUUUUGUUUAAGUGCUUAAACGACCUAAAGUUACACUUUACUUUAACAAGCAGCCUCUUGCUGACGUGAAUAAUGACUAGACUUUCCUCCUUCAAAAGCAAAGUCAAAACUAGAUGGAACCUCUGAUUGCCCGGUCGCACUAGAGAGUGGCACAAUGAAUUUCAUCUAAACAUCUUUGCAAAAAAGGUGAUGCUAUAAGCUUGGUGACUAUUUGCAUGGCUGGCUGUCAAACUACUGUAGCAGGCAAGCUAACCACUAACACACUAGCCAGCAGGGAACAUGCUAACGCCACACGAUUACAAUAGCUCUCCAAACCACUGUUAUAAUAAAUAGGGUUAUAAUAAAGUGGAUGGUGCAACACAGUUAGUAGGCUAUCCGUUCCCACAGAGGUCACCACUGUCAAGACGAUUUCCUAUCAGUCAGCAGUGCAAAUGUGUGAGUCAAAGUUCACCAAAGUUGAUUUGUAUGGGAUGGAUUGCAAAUUAAAUGUAUGGAUACUUUGCACCUGUGA
This is a messenger RNA of Siniperca chuatsi (mandarin fish), 3383 nucleotides long. Its product is annotated as G-protein coupled receptor 135. Gene Ontology annotation, cellular component: membrane. Gene Ontology annotation, biological process: G protein-coupled receptor signaling pathway. The record is from RefSeq and is a predicted model, not a curated record. Gene Ontology annotation, molecular function: G protein-coupled receptor activity. Bases 768 to 2231 code for a protein of 487 amino acids. NCBI's taxonomy places the organism in Eukaryota, Metazoa, Chordata, Actinopteri, Centrarchiformes, Sinipercidae. The transcript is spliced from 3 exons.